AGUUUAGCUAAUGAACAAUACGUUAAUGAUGACAAUAUAAAUCAUGUUGAGAUAAAUUAUUUAAAUAAAAUUAUUUGCACAAGAUCUAUAUAUAUUAUUCAACAGGUGGCAAAUAUGAUUGAUGAAUGCGUCAUGGAUUUUCAUUUCAAUUCUAAAACGGAAUCACAUUUGAGUACAUUUAUAGGAAAUCAUUUUUUAUCACAAUCCUCAACUAUACAGUUGUCAAAUUUGAUUGAACAAUCCGAACAUUUAGUUGUUAUGCCACAAAACUUUUUUGAUCUUAACCAAGUAUUAAACAUGCUUUCAUGUCGUUGGGGUACUGAAUGUGAACAUUUUUGGCUAGUGAUGCUUAAGUGUAUUGGAUUUGCCACGAAACAAAAUGCUAUAGAAACAAUUAUAGAGCUUCUACUUAAAAUUGAUCUUUCUAUAAUACCAUUAAAUGAUGAAAUAAUUACGAAUAGGAUGAACCUCGCUCGAGAAUUAAUUACUACUUUGGAGCUUAAAUGGAAGGACGUUGUUAGUUUUGCUGUCGAUAGAAUUGUGGAAAAAACCUUGAUAUACAAAAAACUUGAUUUGUCAUCACUAGCCAUUAACACUCAAUCUAUGAGAGUAUAUAAAACACUUGUUUAUUUUAUUGUAACACAUCCGGAAACGUCUAAUAUCAAUUUAACGGAGUUGACAAGUGGUUCAUUAGUAACGAGUAAAACAUGUAAAUGUAUAUUGGAUGCCUUAGGAAAUUCAUACCGAAAGUUACUACGCAAUUUUCGAUGUAUGCUGAAUUCUCAUAAUGAUCGGAUAGAAACAACAAGUUCUGGAUGGUUGUUAUUAUUAUUACUAUACGCAACGUCUAAUAUGUUAAAAAAAUCAUCAGCUCGAUAUAUUAUCGCAUGUUGUAAUGAGUUGAUUGGUAUAUGGUUUGAUGUUAUGUCUAAACAAUCUCAAUUAACGAAUUUUAAUGGAAAAAGGGCUCAAUGGGACAAAACGAUAGCUAUUUUAGAAAUGAUUGGCAUGUAA
Messenger RNA from Scutellospora calospora, 1014 nucleotides. The record is from the annotation of a GenBank genome assembly. NCBI's taxonomy places the organism in Eukaryota, Fungi, Glomeromycota, Glomeromycetes, Diversisporales, Gigasporaceae.